AUGCCCAGUUGUGACGAUGAUAUCCUUGAUCGAGGUGAUUUCGUGGACUCAGAUAACGAACAUGAAGUCGAGGAGGCUUCUGAAGACCCUGAACGCUAUCUAGAGGGACUUUACUACCCUAUCUGCAUUGGCGACAUCCUAGCCGGCCAGUAUCACAUUGAACAUAAGCUAGGCCACGGGGGAUUUUCAACUGUCUGGAUGGCAUAUGACAUACUUGGGAAGACAGAUGUGGCUCUUAAGAUUAUGACGCCUGAGAAGCCGGGUGAGCGUGAGUAUGAAAUGCAGAGAGAGAUUAUCAAGGUCGUUCAGACCACCUCCUAUCUCACGCUUUAUCAAAAUACAUUCACCCUUCGUGGAUCUCACGGCACCCACCGCGUCCUCGUUUUGCCUCUACAAGGUCCUAACCUUCGAGAUUAUCGACGUCAAAAACCAGCUGCCAAUCGGAUGUCAGCUGCCAAGCAACUGUUACAAGCUAUCAAACAACUGCAUGAUGGUGGAAUCGUGCAUGGGGAUCUAAGUAGUGCAAAUAUUAUGUACUCUCUCCUGCCUAUUGAUCACAGCACUGCAACUGCAAAGUACCAGUGCAUAGGGCGCCCUAAGAAAAUACCUCUAUAUCCCGACCUAUGGAAAGCAGGCGAGCUCGUCAUGCCAAUGCAGGUCGACAAAAACCUAAUAGGAGAUGAUAUAUCUCUUGGAGAUUUUGGACUAGCAAUUAAGUCAGGCACUCCAGUCUCGCAAAAGCUGCAGUCGCCUCUUAUUUAUUGCGCACCAGAGAAAAUUCACAAUCAUGGCCCAACGUUCGCCACUGACAUGUGGAGCUACAUGUGCAUUUUCGCACAGCUAUAUAUGGGCUAUAAUCUCUUUCAUGGCGCGACAAACUCUCUAAUAGUGUCGUCCAUGAUUCAGACUCUAGGACCCUUUCCUGCUAUAUGGAGGGGAACUUAUGAGGCAGGCGGCGCUUGUGAUGACCAGUGGUAUAAUGAGGGAUAUGAAAGAAUCCCUUCAAUGGCACUUGAAAACAAGGUAGCACGGCAUCGACCGGAUGCUGAUACGGUAGAGCGAGAGCUUGUGCUUUCCGUGCUGCGGAAGGGACUUUCAUAUCUGCCCGAGAAUCGCCUAACUGCCAGUCAGCUGCUAGAGGAUAAUUCUUUAAAGGCGCUUAUAGAGAUGUAUAGAUUAUAA
This is a messenger RNA of Fusarium redolens, 1182 nucleotides long. Its product is annotated as kinase domain-containing protein. The transcript is spliced from 2 exons. Gene Ontology annotation, molecular function: protein serine/threonine kinase activity; ATP binding. Lineage: Eukaryota; Fungi; Ascomycota; Sordariomycetes; Hypocreales; Nectriaceae. Gene Ontology annotation, biological process: peptidyl-serine phosphorylation; peptidyl-threonine phosphorylation. The record is from RefSeq and is a predicted model, not a curated record. Bases 1 to 1182 code for a protein of 393 amino acids.